Messenger RNA from Penicillium daleae, 2922 nucleotides. RefSeq names its product putative eukaryotic translation initiation factor eIF-2C4. The coding region runs from base 1 to 2922 and encodes 973 amino acids. The record is from RefSeq and is a predicted model, not a curated record. Gene Ontology annotation, molecular function: RNA binding; protein binding. NCBI's taxonomy places the organism in Eukaryota, Fungi, Ascomycota, Eurotiomycetes, Eurotiales, Aspergillaceae. The transcript is spliced from 5 exons.
AUGAGCAGCACGGAUGCCGCUAGCCAGACAGGCGAGGGCAACGAGCUCCGGCCAGACAGUGGCAACGCAGCCCGCCGUAUGGUGAAUGACGCGACAUACAUUGAUGAAGCAGGAAGCCGUCGAAUGAAACCGAAAGAAUGGAUGGAUUGUGUCGUUGUUCCCCUGCCCGAGAUUUGCAAAAAGAAGGAGAACGAAUACAGCACGUCUGGCAAGGAAAUUGAUGUUACUGUGAAUGGCUAUCCAGUUCAAAAGUUUCCAAAGAAACCCGUGUACAUGUACGAGCUCCAAGUGGUUGCCGAAAUUCAGGCUCGAGAGGACAAGAGACUUCUGCCCACCCUUGACCAACGACUCAUGCGGCUGUGUUUUGAGAAGAGCAAGGAGCGACAGAAAUUGCUCCCUGAUGCUAUUCAUGACGGAGCUCACAUUGUGUGGUCUUUGCACGCCCUGGAUAAAGGAGGUAUCAGAGAGAAGAUUACCUUCGAUCCUCCAUACAAGCACUAUGAAGGUCCCAAGAGAAUUGGCGGACUAGAGGCAAAAAAUCCCAGGUCCCGGGAAUUCCUCACUCUGCUGUCGGAGGUUCAAUUUCGGGUUCUUCCAAAGCACAAGCUUAUGGUGAAGGUCAUCCAGGACUGGCUGCAAAAGAAGCGAAAGUUUGAUGAGCAGGUGAUUCAGUCAUUCAUGUUUCUUGACCAUCUUCUUCGUCACGAGCCUCGAUCUAGGUUCUUUGAGCACAAGCGCUCAUACUUCUUCGAAAAUAUCGAAGUCCUGGGUCCGGAGUUUGCUGACAUGGUGCCACAAUUUCAUCACCAAUUGCCGUAUGCUGCGACUGUCUACCGAGGAGCAUUCCAGACAAUCAGAGCUUGCCCACGCGGUCUGAUGCUCAACGUAGAUACUGCCUACGGUGUCUUCUUCUCCCGCAUCAGUCUUAUGGGAGUCAUGAAAGGGCUCCUGGCAGUUCAACAUCAAGACGACGUGUCUAGGAAUUGUAUGCCAGUUCACAGACCGCAAAUCAAGAAGGAUUUCUAUGAGCUGUCCAGAUCAUUUAUCGAACUCGACAAGAUGAUUUCUGGACUAUUGGUCAACCCCGAGUUCAGAGGAUGCCCGAACCCAAACCGAACUUUCAAAAUUAGAAAGCUCAUGCCCGUUUGCGCAAGGGAAUACAUGCUGGACAUCACGGACCGCGCCACAGGCAUCGUCAAGAGCCAGUCGGUCCAGGAUUAUUUCAAGGCGAAGUACAACAUUAGCCUCGAGUACCCGGACAUGCGCCUUGUGCAGAUGCAAGAUCGUGACAUUGUCUAUCCCGCCGAGCUUUUGGAACUCAAGGGCCUUCAGCGAUACAACAGGAAGCUUAAUGUUCGUAUGACAGCGGAUAUGAUCAAGUACACUGCACAAAAACCAAAGGAUCGUAUGAAUCACAUUCAUACCUGCAAGAAGCUCUUCGCACAUGACAAGGACCCCAAUCUGGCACUCUAUGGCAUGGAGAUCGCGCAGGACAUGUACAAAACCAAAGCCCGCUUACUUCCCAGUCCGGAGAUUCAAUUUGGAAACGCAAAGGUCCAACCGGUUCACAAUGGACGAUGGGAUCUUCGAGGCAAGAAGUUUUACAAGGCACACUCUGAUGCUCUGACUUGCUGGGCGAUUGGUUAUUACCCCGAUGGACGCGAUAGAUUUGACCAGCGGCUAAUCGAUGAAUGGCGGGACAACUUUGUCAAAGUAUUCAAGCUGCACGGUGGCACCGUCAAGAAAAACCCAGUGUCGAUGUUGAUGACCGAGGACAUUGGGACUUCAGUGGCUAAACUUCACGAUACCGCCAAGAAAGCUUACGGCGAGACUCCUCAGCUGAUCAUCAUGAUAACAGCUACCCAGGAUGUUGGUCAGUACGCUCGCCUCAAGAAAUCCUGUGAUUGUCGAUUUGGAGUCCCCUCCCAGGUUCUCCAGAAAGGCCGCUGCGAGGGCGGAGGAAAUUCCCAACUGCACUCCAAUGUCGCCAUGAAAAUCAACGCCAAACUUGGAGGCGUGACGGCUCGUGCUGUUCCUACAUCCGUUGGGACUGGCCUUGGCCCUUCCUCGAUGAUCAUCGGAGCUGAUGUCACCCACCCGAUGAUGGGUGUUUGGACUCCAUCGCUGGCCGCGAUGUCCGUUUCAAACGACCUCCAGGGAAUCAGCUACUGGGGUGGCCGCGAAGUGAACGGUGCCCGCAAGGAAAUCAUCUCCGAGAAUAACAUCAGGGACAUUCUGACGCCCUUCUUCAAUCAGUGGAUCAAGACGGUGGGCAAGCAGAGGCCUCCCACCAUUAUCUACUACUUCCGCGAUGGCGUCUCGGAAACCGAGUACGCGGAAGUCCUCAACAAGGAAGUGAAGACCAUUCGCGAGACCAUGUCCGCAGCCGCAGGGGCCGAAUGGAAAGGAAAGAUGUGCGUCGUCGUGGCCAACAAGCGACACCACAUUCGGGCUUUCCCAGCACAUGGUGAUAGGAAUGGCAAUCCCCUCCCAGGCACUUUGGUGGACAAAGACGUCACCAGUCCUCAUGGCUGGGACUUUUUCCUCUACUCGCACGUCGCGCUUCAGGGUACUGCCCGGCCAGUCCACUACACCGUCUUGCUGGACGAGGUCAAGCACAAGCCGGAGCAUUUGAUCAACAUGAUCUACGAGCAGUGCUACCAGUACGUUCGCUCUACAACUUCUGUCUCGGUUCACCCGGCCGUCUACUAUGCUCACUUGAUCUCUGUUCGUGCCCGUCAUCACGAGAACGUCAUGCUCAAGGGCAAACCGGCUCAAUAUGGACGUGGCGUGAAGGUGAGUCGUGGCAUGACUCAUGCUAUGCAGGCGAAUCCCAAGGAAUCUGAUCGUACCGAUAUCCCUUUGCUGCCAAUCGACGACAGCAACGGCAAUCAUUUGCCAUUGCGGAUGUGGUAUGUCUGA